Hemibagrus wyckioides is the source of this 1781-nucleotide messenger RNA. RefSeq lists its product as uncharacterized. The record is from RefSeq and is a predicted model, not a curated record. The transcript is spliced from 5 exons. The coding region runs from base 75 to 905 and encodes 276 amino acids. NCBI's taxonomy places the organism in Eukaryota, Metazoa, Chordata, Actinopteri, Siluriformes, Bagridae.
GUUAAUAGUGCGGUUUCUGUGACAUCAGUCAACAAUCUGUUUCAUCGCUCGCUUCUGUACGUUUGCUUAGCACCAUGAAUGCUAAAAUGCUACGUUUCAUCACAGUCCUGGUGGGAUUACAAGUUACCACAGUAACCACGCUCAACACAACCACUCUACCACUAAGUCAAGCCACCAGAGAAACACCCCAGCCUUCAAGCACAGCAUCUACAUCCACCUUUUCCUCCAGUGGAAAUAAUUCUCCGAGCACAGCAUCCUCCACUUCAGCUUUGAGUCAAACAAAUCCAACGAACGGCACAUCUCUUGCAACAAGCAUCCAUCAAACUGAAACAUCUUCACAGCCAUCCGAGAUCACCACCACUGACCACACUAGUACAGCUUCAGCGGUCACCAACAGCAGCAAAACCACUGAUCUUUGGCCAGACAAACUGGUUUCAGUAACAAACAUCCAGUCGUCUAGUGAAAAACCUGGAGAGAGACCUGCUUCAACAGGAAACGUCAAUGAAAACCCACAUUCAGAGAUCACCACCACUGACCACACCAGUACGGCUUCAGCGGUCACGGACAGCAGCAUAACCACUGAUUUUUGGUCAGGAGUAUUCGAUUCAGUAACAAACAUCUGGUCAUCUAGUGAAAAACCCGGCGAGAGACCUGCUUCAACAGGAAACGUCAGUGAAAACCCACAUUCAGCUGCCGAGAGAAAAGAUGGCUUGCCGAUGAACCCGGGUCUUGUGGCCAUCCUGUGCAUAUUCUUUAUAGUUUUAGCUUUGGUGCUCGUGGUUGGAAUUGCCAAGAUCAUCAGCUGCAGAAGAAAUUCACAGUUUGAAAGGCUGGAAGAUUUACCUAUGGCCCAGCAGAGCAUGGUGAACGAGAAUGCUCCGUUUGCUCGAUAUCCUCCAAAAUAAACAAGACUUUCAUCAUGUGGACAUCAGGAACGACAGAGUAAAUGGAGAAUGUCCUGCUUCAUGUAAAACCUGUAGUGGAUUGUUCUUAAAAAGCUCUAAAAGCUUAACUACAUGUCAGACAUGUUUAGAAAAAAUAGAAAUGAUUCAUGCUGUUUAAAACUCUUCAUAUCAUCUGUUUGGUUAAUUCACAACUGUGUGUGUGUGUGUGUGUGUGAGACACAUGGGUGUGUGCAUGUUUAGUUGGGUAUGUGGGUUUAUCAACUGAGCCAUAUCAUUUUCAUUUUUUCCUUGUAUGUUUACUCACUAUUUUCACUAAGUAGACUUUAUUUCCUGUUUAAAACUAUCGCUCACAGGGUUGGUGAAGCUACACAUAAUGAAGUGCAUAUAUGUUUCUGCAUAGCUUCGAGUACUUUUAGGUACUCUGAGUACGAGUUUAAUGUAAUAGGAUGCAAGUCUGCCUCACAUUCCUAGAGUUUCUCACCUUCUCCCUGUAUCCACGAGCUUCCUCCAGGGGGCUCUGGAGACAUACUAGUUAGUGGAUUGGUGACUGAAUUCAACCUAGGUGUGUGGGUGUGGGUGUGUGUGUGUGUGUGUGUGUGUGUGUGCGCAGUGCCCUGUGAUAGCCUGGAGUGUAUUCCCAGUUUCUUGGUAUAAACUCCAGCUCUAUUGCAACCCUGCCCAGGAUAAAUGCAAAAGUAGAUACAAUAACCAACUAAAUGGAAAAUGGAAGCCUGGAAGGUGAGUUUUGAGGACAAAUAAAAAUAAAAAAUAUCUUUUGGGAAUAAUAAAACCUUUAAAUACAGUAGAUAUUAUGGUGCAUACAGGUGACAUUAUUUAUGAAUGUAAAGAACACAUCACAUCAAUAAAUCAUUUAGA